Messenger RNA from Porites evermanni, 11252 nucleotides. The record is from the annotation of a GenBank genome assembly. NCBI's taxonomy places the organism in Eukaryota, Metazoa, Cnidaria, Anthozoa, Scleractinia, Poritidae.
AUGUCGGAAGAAGAGGCUGAGGGUUCCAUACAGGUGGAAGAUACCUCCGAAAAAGAGAAUAUCGAACCACCUUUAAAAAAGGCAAAGUUAAGAGAGGAUAAACACAUCGAUCGUCUCGGUAAACUCGAAGCUCGUUUGAGCGACAUUUUGAGCUGCACCGUUUGCCUUGAUUUGCCCAGUAAAUCGGUUUUUCAGGUAUUUCUAUUUUGCUGUUUGUUUAAAUAGAUAUUUGCUUAUUCCAAUUUUCAUGCUCAUGUUCAGAAAAGGGCUAACCCCUGCUGUAAAUUCCUUGGCUAGGCUCAACGCCAAUACAUGUUUAUGGACUUCAAGUUAAGCUUACGUUUUCAACGCGCUUUCUUUUUCUAUCUUUUAGCUUAUAUUCAUUGUCAGGCUUUCAAUUAUUAUUUUUCUUUUAGCAGCUUGGACACUCCCUGUGUGUAUUCGAGGUUAAUUUGACAAGGGGAGGUCAAAAUGAUCCUUGUCAAUUUUCAUCCUUCGUUGACAUUCGUGCCUUCAUUUCCAACUAGCUACCCCGUAAGUUCGCGUUCAUUUGAAAAAUAAACAUUUCGUUGAAGGAGUUGAGGUUCAGAGAGUUGAGCAAAUAAGGUUGAAACAAUUUUUAUCGUAACAUUUUCGGUUUCUUCCUUAAUCUGACACAAAAUUGGUUUGCAUCCUUGAACUUAAUGUGGUCUACUGAAGCGUAAAAAUAAUGUGUAGAAUUUGCUAAACAUGCAUGUGAUAAAGGCGUGAUAGCUUCUGGAUGUUGAAGGUUGUCUAACCAUACAAAGAUCUUUUUUGUUGUCCACGUGGGUAAUACGUGGAUGGCUUUUAACGAUCCUGCGACGUUUUAGAAUUGAACCGAUCUUCCACUUGUAUUGGGUGCUAUUAAUAAUUAAUCACACUGUUUUGUUUUAAUAUUGUUAAUAUUUAAUGAUUUAACUUAAACUCUCAUUAAUAAUUCUCUAAACAGUAAUAUCUAUCUGCCUUUGCACAAAUAAAUCACACAACAGUCAUGGUGGGACACAGAGAGAAGCAACAAACAAUAACAAAUUUAUUAAUUGUUACAUUAUUAAUUUUUUUACUUUCUACUUGGUCCCAGGGUUCCCUUGGCUUAUGUAAGAUAAUUAUUACCUUAUUAGGGAUUAAAGCAUUAACAUGUAUAUGCGAUGGUGUGUUAUAACAUCGAUGGUAAUAUUAUUGUGGGUACAUCUUUUAUAGCCAAUGUAGUGAACAUUGUGGUUUCUAAUAUUAUGGUAAAUUGCAUUCUUCUCUAACUUAGUGUCGAAAUGGACACCUCAUGUGUGCCUCAUGCUUCACUCACCUUCUGGCCGACAGCCGGCUUAAAAAUGAGCAGCCAACUUGUCCAAACUGUCGAACUGAGAUAAAUCGCAACAUCUGCUCUCGCAACCUAGCUGUUGAGAAAACCAUCUCUGAGCUUCCAACAGAAUGCUCACACUGCAGUCAGGAGUUGCCACGGAGCAGUUUACGAAAUCAUGAGGAGAAAGAAUGCCUGAACAGGUAUGUGACUUGUUUGGAUUUAGUUUUACUGAUCUUGCUUCUUCAGUGUUUCAACAUUGAAAUGCUUCACUUUUUGUGCAUCUCAGUCUUUUGCAGCUCAUUUUUUUCUUUAUGCAUUGAUGAAAUAAAAUAGUGAAAAAAAUAUCUUGUUUGCAUUUUAUCUCUGUCUGUGUGAUCUUUUCUGGGCAUGGGGGUAACGUUACGGUAUGCCAUGUGCACCUUUUUUACUUUCACUUCAAUCUCCCUGAAACAUCUACCCAUUUCACCAACUUUUUCCCCUCCCUGUGCUUCUAACUUGCAAAACUGAUGUUUUUCAUGUUUAUCACCUGAAAUUAAAGACUCUUCGGUUUAUUUUUUCUCUUAAAACAACAAAUUUAAGUUGUUGUGUUACACUUUUGAUGUACUUAACAUAUUUUAGUUGGUAGAUUGUAUAAUGAAGAGCCUGCUUUAUGGUUGUAAAUAAUAAAUUAUUAUUUUAGAUCUCAAUGUGCCACUGACAAUGUAACAAAACUGAUUAAUUAGUAUUUAAAUGAGUUAAGAAAUAUCCAGAACACUGCAUUACAGUGUACAAAUAAUAUUAUUAAUAAAAACGUCAGCCUAAAUAUUCUUGUCAUGGUAGUAUGAUAAUCUUUGAAAAGUUGAAUAAAACAAUUUUAAAAUGUUGAGUCUCUGUUUUGCCUUAUUUGUUUUCGGAGUGCUAACAAAAGAAAUAAAUUCUGGGAAUGUUUUCAGUAAAUGACUAGUUGACAUUUAAAGUUCAACAUACUGGGAUGUUAAAGAAAAAAGGGGGGUUNACAAAUAAUAUUAUUAAUAAAAACGUCAGCCUAAAUAUUCUUGUCAUGGUAGUAUGAUAAUCUUUGAAAAGUUGAAUAAAACAAUUUUAAAAUGUUGAGUCUCUGUUUUGCCUUAUUUGUUUUCGGAGUGCCAACAAUAGAAAUAAAUUCCGGGAAUGUUUUCAGUAAAUGACUAGUUGACAUUUAAAGUUCAACAUACUGGGAUGUUAAAGAAAAGAGGGGUUUGUUGAUAAUUGUGUUUAUUAUUGUAUAAGGAAAUGGGAGUUGAUCUAUUGGUGGACGCAUAAAUGUAUUGCUGAUUGUAGCCAGAGAUAACAGAUUACAUUUCACAAUACCACCACUGGUUUCCCCUGCGAAAUGAUCUCUAAGAAACAAGCACAGAAAUUCCAUACUGAUGAUGCGUCACUACCCAGAUCUGGGUAGUGCUUCUAAUUGGUUGAAGCAAAUUUCCCAUGCAGCAUGACCAAUCAGAAGCACUACACAGGUCUUGGUAGUGAUGCAUCAUCAGUAUGGAAUUUCUGCACUUGUUUCUCAGACAUCAUAAUUUCACGGGCAAACCAGUGGUGGCACCAUGGAAUGUUGUCUGCUUUCUCAGGCUAUGUUGAUUGAAGAGUCAUUUAACAUGAGUAUUGAUCAAAUAGAAAAGCUGCCAUGCUUGCAUAAUUAUGUAAAUAUCCCUCUCUGCAAAAUAGUGAGGAGUAAGGCAUAAUAUUGUUUUACAACAUUGAAGAUGUGAUAAGAAAAACAAAAUUUGGAAUGCUUUUACCAAUAGGCCAUUUGCAUGAUGGCGUCAUUUUACUACUACGACCAGAAUCCUUUUCGUUUUUUCUUUCAUAUUUAAAUUUUGUAAUCCCAGAGAGGUUUAAAUAACAAAAGCCUUAAUUUGCACAAGAAAGCAAAACCCUAAAGGAUUCAGGUCGUAGUAGUAAAAUGACGUCAUCGUGCAAAUGGCCUAUAGAAGCUAAUUUCCUGUUUUCUGUGAAAAGGCACCUAACUCCUUGAUUCCUUUUUAGUACAUUCUAUUAACUUAAAAUGUCAACUGGUUAUUUUACACACUUGAAUUCGUCCCCUUCUCACACUCACACCCUAAGCUUUAUUCUGGCACCAUGUGUGUAGAGAAAUCUGCACCUAGUAUUACAGUUUGUUGGGCAGAUAAGCUAAACAGUGCCCAGGUUUGACUACAUUUUUAUUUCUGAUGAGGACUAAGAAGAAAAAGUCUUAAUUGUUUUUUUUUCUUUUGUAAUUUUUGUCUCACAGUCAUGUAGUAAAUUGAUGCAAUGUUUUGACUGGUAACCGGUGGCCUGAAAAAACAGCUGACAUUUUGCCACGCCAAUACUGGUUUCCCCAUGAAAUGACGUCUGAGGAACAACUGCAGAAAUUCAAAUGUUACUACCAAGAUAUGGGUAGCAGUUUUGAUUGGUUGAAGCAAAUAAUAAUUCCCUUGUGGCAUGACCAUCAAAAGCACUACCCAGAUCUCGGAAUUGACAUAUCAUCAGUAUGGAAUUUCUGUGCUUGUCCCUUAGAUAUCAGCUUACAGGGAAUUCAGUGGUGGUGUUGGUGGCAUACUUGUAAAAUGUUGGCUGUUUUGUCAAGCUAGGUGACCAAAGGCUUUUAUCAGGUGAUGGUGUUGACUGGCUGCUGUGCAGUAAAGUGGCACUGUGGUUGAUCAAUGAUCAUAAUUGCUGAUUUUCAAUCCUCAUUCUUUGUGCUAGAGGCCUUUUUCUCUGUGGUACCACCCAAAUGCACUGCAGCAGCAUCAACAGGGAUAGUAUACACCCAGAAUCAGACAUGCUUAGCAGACAGUUUCUAACACACUUGAGUGAGGAUUAAAACUCACCAAUCACCUUAACUAACCAUGGUGCCACUAACUGUCCUGCACAACCAAUAUUAUUGAUAAUAUCAAGCGGUGAAAACCAAGAAAAGGGGUUGAAAGGGCACAAUGAAAAACAAAGAAAUGACUAGCGGAAACAUAUGAGAGUAAAAUUCUCCAUCUUGCCAAAAGUUAAGAUUUGCCAUAUGGGUAUUUAAAAAACUAUCAUUUGGCAGACCAUCUGGUUUCUCUAACCCUUCUGUCAUUAUCGUUGUAUCUUAGGCGUGACAUGAAUAAAAACCUCGACAUAAUUUGGUGUCAAACAUGAUGACAACAAAACUUAACGUUUGAUACCAAAUUAGGUCGUUUUUUGUAGCAUUGGCCUUGGAUGCAAUUGACAGUAAUGAAAAGUUGUGAUGUAAUCACUGUUAUAUUUGCAGCAGCACAUAAGCUAGGCUAUGGCAAUAACGAAAUAAAAUAACUAAGUUAUAUUAAUGUAUUUUCUUAAAAUAAUAAUGUCUUGGUAAUAUAAUACCAUAGUCAAAGGAUCUGUCAGUAAUUUAAUUGUAACUAAGUAAAGUAAAUUUUGCUAAUGCCACCUCAGUGCUCUGUAUUAUUUUGUGUGGCAUGCAGUAUUAUGUUUUAAACUUGUAUGUGUGCUUGUUGGUGUACUUUAAAGCUGUAUGUUGUUGUAGUGUAGUUUGUUGAUGAUGCAGGCUUAUUAGGUGUACAGGUUGCGAUUGUUUAGGAUGUCAUCAAAAGUUGUUCUUCACCAUCCAAAAGUUGUCUUCAUACUAAUAGAACAGUGGUUUUGUUUUGGAAGUUUUGCAACAUAUUUUGAAGCAUUUUUGGUUGACGUCAUGAUAGAUACAGUCACUCAAUAAACUGACCACAUCUGUGUGUAAUCAAUUAUGUUUUUAAAGUUGUCAGGCUUUAAAUUCAAUCUUGAAAAAACCACCUUGUUUGAUAGGGAUUGGCUCUUCAAAGGAGGAUCAUUAUUAGCACAAUUCCAGUGUCAGUUCCCCCGUUAUAGAACUAGUUAGGCUUUGAACAUUUUGGUGCACUCAGUUUAUAAUUAUUCUUUUAUUCAUGACCUACCUUUAGAGAAGAGAAGUGUGAGGUCACAAAAACCCAAAUUUGUGAAAUUAUGGGCUUGGUUAGCAUAUUCAGAAAGAACCACAUGAAAAAAGCCUCCUUGCCAACAAUCAGCCUGUUGGUGCAAAUUGGUGAGGAGAUACAAGCCCCAGUUUUUUAAUGAUGACUCCAUACAAAUCCUUCUAAAAUUGGCUUGGAUUGUAUUGUUAACCAUCCAGGACUUAUAUGGAGUUAUUGAAGUAUAGCAGUGCUUUUACCUCCUCACCACUUUGCACCAACAGGAUAAUUUUUAGCUAGUGAACAGUUUUCAAGUUGUUCUUUCUGGAUAUGCCCGCCAAUUCCAAAAUUUCACAAAUUUAGUUUUUGUGACAUCGUCACUUCUCCUCUCUAUUUAACUAAAGAUAUAUCAGUUUUUCCAGUGAAUGUUUUGUUUUUACCAAGCCCUUGUUAAAAUAGUGCCAUCACAAAAACCUCUUGUACAAUGUUAAGCCAUGAUAAUUUACCUAAGUGAAACUUGGUCUCAUAAUUGUGGUCAAUUUUAUUACGGGUGAUUGCAUUUCAUAAAUUCACAGACGUCAACUGCAGGACCCGAUGACAAUUUAGGGCUUAAAGCCAAUUUUCUCACAUGCCAACAAUAACAGUUCAAUCCCUUAUGUAGAAAUCUACCUUAAUUUGAAAGUGACACUGUGGUUGAUCAAUGAUCAUAAUUGCUGAUUUUCAAUCCUCAUUCUUUGUGCUAGAGGCCUUUUUCUCUGUGGUACCACUCAAAUGCACUGCAGCAGCAUCAACAGGGACAGUAUACACCCAGAAUCAGACAUGCUUAGGAGACAGUUUCCAACAGACUUGAGUGAGGAUUAAAACUCACCAAUCACCUUUAACUAACCAUGGUGCCACUAACUGUCCUGCACAACCAAUAUUAUUGAUAAUAUAAAGUGGUGAAAACCAAGAAAAGGGGUUGAAAGGGCACAAUGAAAAACAAAGAAAUGACUAGCGGAAACAUAUGAGAGUAAAAUUCUCCACCUUGCCAAAAGUUAAGAUUUGCCAUAUGGGUAUUAAAAAAACUAUCAUGUGGCAGACCAUCUGGUUUCUCUUACCCUUCUGUCAUUAUCAUAGUAUCUUAGGUGUGACAUGAGUAAAAACCUUGACAUAAUUUGGUGUCAAACACGAUGACAACAAAACUUCACGUUUGAUACCAAAUUAGGUCGUUUUUUGUAGCAUUGGCCUGGGAUGCAAUUGACUGAAAUGAAAAGUUGUGAUGUAAUCACUGUUGCAGCAGCACAUAAGCUAGGCUACGGCAAUAACAAGAUAAAAUAACUACGUUAUAUUAAUGUAUUUUCUUAAAAUAAUAAUGUCUUGGUAAUAUAAUACCAUAGUUAAAGGAUCUGUCAGUAAUUUAAUUGUAACUAAGUAAAGUAAAUUUUGCUAAUGCCACUUCAGUGCUCUGUAUUAUUUGUGUGGCAUGCAGUAUUAUGUUUUAAACUUGUAUGUGUGCUUGUUAGUGUACUUUAAAGCUGUAUGUUGUUGUAGUGUAGUUUGUUGAUGAUGCAGGCUUUUUAGGUGUAAAGGUUGCAAUAGUUUAGGAUGUCAUCAGAAGUUGUUCUUCACCAUCCAAAAGUUGUCCUCAUACUAAUAGAACAGUGGUUUUGUUUUGGAAGUUUCACAACGUAUUUUGAAGCAUUUUUGAUUGAGGUCAUGAUAGAUACAGUCACUCAAUAAAUUGACCACAUCUGUGUGUAAUCAAUUAUAUUUUUAAAGUUGUCAGGCUUUAAAUUCAAUCUUGAAAAAACCACCUUGUUUGAUAGGGAUCGGCUCUUCAAAGGAGGAUCAUUAUUAGCACAAUUCCAGUAUCAGUUCCCCCGUUAUAGAACUAGCUUUGCUUUGAACAUUUUGGUGCACUCAGUUUAUAAUUUUAUUCAUGACCUACCUGUAGAGAAGAGAAGUGUGAGGUUACUGAAAUUCAAAUUUGUGAAAGUAUGGGAUUGGUUAGCAUAUUCAGAAAGAACCACAUGAAAAAAGCCUCCUUGCCAACAAUCAGCCUGUUGGUGCGAAAAAGAAUUGGUGAGGAGAUAUGAUACAAGCACCAGUUUGCUCUAAUGACUCCAUACAAAUCCUUCUAAAAUUGGCUUGGAUUGUAUUGUUAACCAUCCAGGACUUAUAUGGAGUUAUUGAAGCAUAACAGUGCUUUUACCUCCUCACCAGUUUGCACAAACAGGAUAAUUUUUAGCAAGCAAAUAGUUUUCAAGUUGUUCUUUUAGGAUAUGCCAGCCAAUUCCAAAAUUCCACAAAUUUAGUUUUUGUGACAUCGUCACUUCUCCUCUCUAUUUAACUAAAGAUAUAUCAGUUUUUCCAGUGAAUGUUUUGUUUUUAGCAAGCCCUUGUUAAAAUAGUGCCAUCACAAAAACCUCUUAUACAAUGUUAAGCCAUGAUAAUUUACCUUAGUGAAACUUGGUCUCAUAAUUGUGGUCAAUUUUAUCAAGGGUGAUUGCAUUUCAUAAAUUCACAGACGUCAACUGCAGGACCCGAUGACAAUUUAGGGCUUAAAGCCAAUUUUCUCACAUGCCAACAAUAACAGUUCAAUCCCUUAUGUAGAAAUCUACCUUAAUUUGAGUUGGAUUAGAAUAAUGACCUUGGCAGUGCAUGGAAGAACAAUCAUACAUGUAGGCUAAGAGGAAGAUUAAGUGUUAUUUAUAGAAAUCUAACCCAGUUUGGAAAAGUUUUUAGACAGGAAGAUUACUGUUAAUGUUGGAGUAUUGCCAGAUGCUAUGUGUCUACAUUUUUAUUUAACAAAAUUUUAUUAUGCAAGUCAUGUAGACAAAUNGGGUGAUUGCAUUUCAUAAAUUCACAGACGUCAACUGCAGGACCCGAUGACAAUUUAGGGCUUAAAGCCAAUUUUCUCACAUGCCAACAAUAACAGUUCAAUCCCUUAUGUAGAAAUCUACCUUAAUUUGAGUUGGAUUAAAAUAAUGACCUUGGCAGUGCAUGGAAGAACAAUCAUACAUGUAGGCUAAGAGGAAGAUUAAGUGUUAUUCAUAGAAAUCUAACCCAGUUUGGAAAAGUUUUUAGACAGGAAGAUUACUGUUAAUGUUGGAGUAUUGCCAGAUGCUAUGUGUCUACAUUUUUAUUUAACAAAAUAUUAUUAUGCAAGUCAUGUAGACAAAUAUGUAGACAUUCUCUGUUCAGUUGUAAAAUACUAAAGAGUAAGAAUUCAAAAGGAGAGCAAUGGUACAGUAGCAAAUAGACAACUCAUGUAAUCUUUUUUGUUUUCAACCAACCACUCAAUUAAGUAGAACUGAGGAAGUAGUUAUGCAGUCAGUAUGGAUUUAUCAACAAGUUUAUCAAGAUUUCAGUUAUUAAUUCUUGGACUUUUUUACUUUCUUUUGACAGGUGGAAAACCCAACACCAGCAUCAUGCAUCCACACUAAUUUUAUUUAAUUCUAAAUAAAUUAUUUGCUAACAUUUUUGUCUUUCAGCCAAACUACACUUUCUUAGAAAAUUACAAAUUAAAGCAUUGUUUUGUCUCACUUGUAUUUCACUUCCCUGAGACAGCACUAUCUUUCUCCCUACAGUUUUGAUUAGUGUCUUAUGCAUUUUCAGGCCUGUGCACUGCAAGUUCAAAAGAAUAGGUUGCCUGUGGCACGGUCCAUUUCACAAGCUGAGGGAUCACGAGGAAAAGUGUGCACAUCCAGGCAUGACAGGAUUACAACUGAUGGAAUCCUUAGAAGUUGUUGAUAGAAAGCACAAGGAUGAGAUGGAACUCUUCCAAAACAUCGUUACAUUGCUGUCACAUGAAAAGAUUGCUAUAAAUGGUUAAUAUUCAAUUCCUUUGAUUUUCUUUUUCUCCUCUUUUGCGUUCAAAACAGCUCACUAAGUAGACUACACUAAUCAUUGUUCUUAAUACAGAGCAAAAUUAACCGCAGCGGAUUUUAUAGGAUGCAGCAGGGGAGGGUAAUGUGGUUUGUUGCUCAAUGUUUGAUUCAUUAUCUUGAGUAUGUUUGUCUAUGAUUUGUUUUUAUCUUUCCUUUCCUUUGUAGACUUUCACAAAUUAAUUCUUCCUUAUUACUAUUUUUUUGUGAUGGGUUGUCACAGACUGUUGUUUCUUCAUCAUCUUUGUUGAUACUGAUUACGUUUUUGACUGUUCACAGUUUUUUCAGGCUUGGUUAGUACCAAUCCAUGGUGAGGCUGUGAAAACUACUUCACAAUAUUGUUACUAACACUCUUUCAACAUUAUAAGUUCACUUGAUUUGCACAGGGCUUGAAUAUUUUAUUUGUGUAUUGUUUACCAUUUUCAGCUUCUUGUAAGGAUGUUGGGGUGGUUAUUUGGAUAUAAAAAAGCUAAUACCUCAUGCCUGUAGUCUCCUUUGCAGCGGUUAUUGGGCUCAUCGUGCAACGCUCCUCCCCAGUUAGUGGGGUGGAGCACUGCAUGAUGACUCUAAUAAUGGCUGCAAAGGAGACUACAUGCCACACAGCUUCCCUGUCUCUUGACAGUUCCUAUGAAAAGCUAUGUUGCAUUUAUGAACACAAUAUUGAUGUUCUCUCAAUCUCCAUCAUUCAAACAUACUUUGAACACAUCCUCAUCAACUCAUCCACAAUCUGGCAACACAUACAUUCCUACUAACCAAUUCAAGUUCACAAUCCUAUUAACAUCUGUAGACUUGCAGCUCAAGCCUUACCGCUCAGAUGACUAUAUACCUCAGCUCUGCUACGAGAGCAGUCGUUUCAGUGCCCUGGGUCAACAGUGGGUUGUCAAGGCAAACGUUGUUGGAAAUGAGAAAACUGUGAAACGCAUCCUUACUUACCAACUCGUGCAGAAAGGGAAAACAAAUCUGAAUGUCAAGUUUCUGAUGCUCCAAAGCCCAUUCAGUGACUUGAUAAUCAAGCCUGAAGUUCACCAGCAGCAGUUCACUUGCGACGUUCAGGAAAGUGGUUACCAUGAUCUUGUUCUUUCAGACCCUCUGGAAUGCAAUAAGAUGCUGGAGGCCAAUUCUAUUAAGUUGAGGAUGAUAAUUUUUCAAAUUCCUGGCUCAGAUUGAGUUUCUAGUUAUGAAAGGUGUAUGUAUAGAAAUAAUAUAAGUUUUUCAGUUUCACUGUUAAGCUUGCAAGAAUGCAGUAUUAUUAUUUAAUGUUUCAGCAACUAUGAAAACUCAUGGAUGCCUUUUCUGUUUAAUUUACAACUUAAAGCUCUUUUGGGUAUUUUUCAUUGGGGAUUUUUCUUAAUUCUGUAGUGACACUUAUUUGCAAAGAGAGUUCUAUCAGAACUGCAGCACAUUUUAUGAUUGCGAUUUAUGGUAGUUUCCAGAAUAAUAACACCUGUAGACAGGAACAGAAGGGUUUUAUGGAAUUUAACUCUGAGCUAUUAUUAUUAUUAUUAUUGUUGAAAUUGUUUAUAUAUUGACCAAAAACAGUAGUGAAGAUACUCUAGAAGCGGCAGUUAUGAUGGAGUCUGCUCAUCUCAACUUAACAAAACUCCUUUUUACCACAGACCAGGCUCCAGUUGUUCAAAAGGUGGAUAGUGCUAUCCACUGGAUAAAUCACUAUCCAGUGGAUAAUGCUAUUAGUUUUCGUAAUUUUUAUUCACUGGAUAGUGAUUUAUCUGGUGGAUAGCACUAUCCAACUUUUGAACAACGCGGGCCUGUUAUGAAAAACAUUAUUGUUUUACCAGUUACAGUACAAGUCUUACGGCAUUUUGUUAUUUCUGGGUUCCAUUGUACCUUCUUCUCUGUCUUUAUUUUUUGUCUGUCAAGAAUUCUACAAACAUAUUUAUUCACAAAAGAAACUGAAUCUGCUUCACAGAUGUCUUUUCAAUCAUCAAAACAUAUACAGAGAAUUAAAUUUAUUAUUAACCUUGAUGUAAAUACUCUAUCAGUAUCUUAGUCAAUAUCAUUAGUGUGGAGAGGUGUGAUAGAUUUUACUGCUCCUAAUACUUCCUGGAAUUUGUGUAAAAUUGCAUUCUAGCUUGUGUGAAUCUGAACACUGAAUAUGUAUAAGUAAAGUGUAAUUUAAGCUUGAUCAAAUCAAUUUUGACUGCUUGUAAAUAU